Engraulis encrasicolus (European anchovy) is the source of this 1394-nucleotide messenger RNA. Its product is annotated as retinol dehydrogenase 7-like. Gene Ontology annotation, biological process: steroid metabolic process; retinol metabolic process. The transcript has 7 exons. Bases 136 to 1143 code for a protein of 335 amino acids. Gene Ontology annotation, molecular function: all-trans-retinol dehydrogenase (NAD+) activity. Gene Ontology annotation, cellular component: intracellular membrane-bounded organelle. The record is from RefSeq and is a predicted model, not a curated record. NCBI's taxonomy places the organism in Eukaryota, Metazoa, Chordata, Actinopteri, Clupeiformes, Engraulidae.
ACAUUCGACUGGACACAGGCAGCAGAGGAGCAGAAGAUUGGAGUCUGGGGGAAUACGAGUGGACACUCAGAAGCGUAUGCCAAUGAGAAGAGCGCAUAGCCUUUGAAACACUUAAGCUGCUUGGGGUUUAUAGUCAUGGUGACAGAAGAGGAACAUGUUCUGCCUGGUCUUGCUCAGGUGUAUGCGUACAUCUUCUCUUACACAUUCUUGCUGCCUGUUGCGGUAUUUGUCAUCUGGUACAUCCGGGACUCCAUGGAAAUAGAUGACAUUGAUAAAAAACAUGUCGUGAUCACGGGUUGCGACAGCGGUUUCGGCAACCUUGCUGCCAAACAGCUCGAUCGACAAGGCUUUCACGUAAUAGCCGCAUGCCUGUCAGAGAGUGGUUCGUCUGAGCUGAGCAAGGCCGCCUCCCCCAGACUGAAGACAGUUCUGCUCAAUGUUAAAGACAGCGCGAGCAUCGACCGCGCCGUGGAGAUGGUGCGGCGCGAGACCGGGGAGCGAGGCCUGUAUGGUCUGAUCAACAAUGCUGGGGUCUCCAUCCCUAUAGGUCCAACAGAGUGGCUACAGAUUGAGGACUUCCGCAAGGUGCUGGAUGUGAACUUCAUGGGUGUGGUCGAGGUCACCCUCAAGUUCCUCCCCCUGCUGAAGAAGGCCAAGGGCAGAGUGGUGAACGUGGCCAGCAUCUUGGGACGGCUGUCUCUGGUUGGAGGAGCCUACUGUCCGUCAAAGUGGGGGGUUGAGGCCUUCUCCGAUAGCGUCAGGAGGGACAUGAGGCAUUUCGGUAUCAAAGUGAGCAUCAUCGAGCCAGGCUUCUUCAAAACAAACGUGACGCGUCUGGAUCUGAUAGAGGAUGAUCUGCAGAGGCUGUGGGACCGCCUCCCCGAUGACGUCAGGGCCACCUACGGACACAGCUAUCUGGAGGAGUAUAAGAAGUCUCAGAGCUUCUCCAUGACCUUGCUGUGCAGCAGUGAUCUGUCCAAGGUCUCCAACUGCAUGCAGCACGCCCUGAUGGCCAAGUACCCCAGGACGCGUUACAGCGCCGGCUGGGACGCCAAGCUCUUCUGGAUCCCCCUCUCCUACAUGCCAGCUUUCGUGGGGGACUUUUUCAUCGACAUACUGCUUCCUCGUCCCAAACAGUCUUGAUGGGUUUCACAGACAUUCACAGAGUCCAUACCUUCAUAUCCCUUUUAAAAUGUUAACAUUUUGGCACGCCACAACAACAAACUCUUAAGUCUUGUUGGGCUUAAUUAUAUUAAUUUAUUGUCUUUUUUAAUGUCUCAAAAUACUUUGUCCUUAUACAGACUGUAAUUGAAGGGAUUUUUAAGCCUUGUUUUGAUUUGGAAUAUGUUUUGUGUACAGAAAAUAUAACCUUAUAAAUCAAUAUUUUUUUUCUG